AUGAUUCACGAUCAACUUAUCGAAAAGACAACGUCUUCGGCAAUUAAGGAACGACUUCUCCUCAAAAAGGACGAUUUGUCAUGCACGAAAGCACUGGAAGUCUCCUGCCAAGUAGAAUCCGCAAAGCAGGAAGCCAUGCAGAUGGGCGGGACCUCAUCUGCAUCUGCACAACCCACAACAAGUGACAUACAGAGAGUAGCACGAAAACCAAAGCAGCCCAAACAGAUGUCUCGAUUACCGCGAUAUGGCCACAAAUCUGGGAGUUCAUCUUGUCCUGCUAAAGGAAAAGAAUGCUUUCAAUGCCACAAGUUGAACCAUUUGGCAGAUGCUGUCGUUCUUCCAAGAAUUUUUCCAGAUCAUCCAAAAAAGAAGACUAAAACUAUCCGACUUUGUGUGGAUCUCAGGGAGGUCAACAAGGCUGUCAUUCCGGACAAGUAUCCAUUGCCUACAGUUGAUGAACUAGCUGGCCAGUUUCACAGCAGCAAGAUGUUCAGCAAAUUGGACUUAUCUCAAGGUUAUUUGCAAAUACCACUGACAGAGAAAGGAAGAAAUGUUACUGCGUUCAUCAGUCAUGAUGGCGUUUUCCCGUUCAAACGAAUGCCUUUCGGACUCUCUUCUGCUCCCAGUGCAUUUCAGAAGAUAAUGGUGUCAACUCUUGCUGGCCUCAAAGGUGUCUCUGUCUGCAUGCAUGACAUCGUUGUUCAUGGGGCUACCCAAGAAGAACAUGAUAGACGAUUGUCUGCAGGCUUGGAUUGCCUGCAAAAACACAACGUGACUCUUAAUAACACAAAGUGUGUGUUUGGAAGCAACGAAGUUCAAUUCCUGGGGUUUCGGGUUUCCGGUGAUGGCAUUCAGCCCAUUCAGUCCAAUGUAGAUUCAAUUUCUACCAUUCCAGCUUCAACAACAGUCAAAGAAGUGAGGUCUUUUCUUUGGAUGGCGAAAUAUUACCUCAAAUUCAUACCCCAGUACGCAACUAUAACGGCACCAAUGAGAAACCUACUAAAGAAAGAUUCUGAUUGGAACUGGACAGAACAUUGCCAAGCAGCAUUUGAAAAAGUAAAGGCAUCACUCACUACUUCUCCUGUGUUGUCGCUGUUAUCACAGCAAGUUGAUGGUCAGGAGAAGCCAAUUGCUUAUGCUUCACGAGCACUGACCGAUGCCGAAAAGAAGUACUCAUUGGGCGAACCCUCCACAUCACAAGAGCCAGUGCAGCUACUGACAGCACCUUUCGAUAACAUCAUCACCUUGGAUGAACUUCGUCGUGCAUCAGGAAAUGAUGAUCUGUUAUGUCAAGUCUGCACAUUUACCAUCAACGGCUGGCCAUGUAUGAUCGAGGAUAGUCUAUUAUGGCCAUUUUAUCAGAUCAGAGACGAGCUCUCAGUCUGGAAUGACAGCUGCUUAGCCAGAGGAGAAUGUGCGGUCAUACCUGCAUCUCUGCAGCAGAAGGUCUUAUCUAUGGCUCACGAAGGCCAUUCAGGCAUGGUCAAAACCAAGCAGAAGUGUCGUACCUCAGUGUGGUGGCCGGGCAUCGAUAAGCAGAUCGAAGGCCAUGUUCGAAGCUGUGAAGCUUGCAUUCAGAGUGGGAAGUCCAUCAAACCCACAAAAUCACCUCUGAACCCAGUGAAGUGGCCAAAACAACGAUGGCAGAAGCUACAGAUUGAUAUAGUUAGUGAGAUUCAUGGUGCUUCCUCCACCCACAAGUGGGGUCUCCUGGAGGUUAUAAUUUCGGACAAUGGUCCUCAAUUCCGAUCACAUGAAUUUGCAUCUUUUCUGGCCAACAAAGGGAUCAAGCAUUCCACAACAGCAUUCUAUCAUCCACAAUCUAAUGGAGGAGUUGAGCGAUUCAACCAAACACUAAAGCAGGGUCUACGUACACACAGAGCACAAGGUCUCACUUUUCAUCAGGCUCUCCAAGAAACCCUUCUGAAUUAUCGAUCUUCACGUCAUUAUACAACGGGUUACGCUCCUUCUCAGCUUAUGAUUCGAUGGCAGUUUCGACUACCUCUUAGCAUCUUACAACCUCCAUUCCAAGUCGUCACUUCAGAUGUGCCCUGCACCGACCAGCUAGCCCAGGACAUCAGAAGCCAACAAGCAAAGAUGAAGGCAUACUUUGAUUACAAGCACCCAGUGCAAAUUCCAAAGUUUCAACCGGGUCAGCUUGUAAGAAUAAAAAAUCCAAUCAGACGGCAUAAGAUGGCACCAGCAUACUCUAAACCAAUUGCCAUCAAGAAGCAAGUCUCCCCAACCUCAUUCUGGUUAUCAGAUGGUUCUCUCUGGAACACCGACCUCCUCAUUGAAGCUGCAGCGGUUACUCCAUCUCCUCAGUCUGAACCACUUGAUCAUUCGAGUCGCGUUCCUGCUGAAUCUCGCGCAGUCUCUCACCAAGCACAGCCUCACAUUCGACGAAGCAACCGUCCUACCUCCAGGCCCGCUGCUCACUCUGAUUUUCACGUGGACUACAAUACAUAACUUUUCAGUGUUGUAUUACAGUACCUGUUCCUGUUGUGUUGCGUUAGCUUAUAAAAGGGGAGGGAAAAUGUUGUGUACGCAUGCGUCUCCUUGGUAUAUGAUUAGCCUAGACAUAUAUAAUAUAGUCAGUCUUCUUGUACUGUACUUGGCGUCCGUUUC
Messenger RNA from Corticium candelabrum, 2628 nucleotides. RefSeq lists its product as uncharacterized. The transcript has 6 exons. Gene Ontology annotation, biological process: DNA integration. The record is from RefSeq and is a predicted model, not a curated record. NCBI's taxonomy places the organism in Eukaryota, Metazoa, Porifera, Homoscleromorpha, Homosclerophorida, Plakinidae. The coding region runs from base 1 to 2469 and encodes 822 amino acids. Gene Ontology annotation, molecular function: nucleic acid binding.